AUGGAGAGUAUCAGCGCCUGCAGUUUCAACGCCCACCAGCAGCUCUGCUCCUUCAUGUCGCUCCCUGCAGACGACGAGAUGGCACAACUGAUCCUUGAGGAGCUGUCGUUCUCCAGACGUGCGUUCGUGGGCGUUGCGGCAGCGAUAGCGAACUCGCCAUCGAGCGAGUCGGCGUCUGGACUGAACUCGAUCUGUGAAGACGGGGAAGAGGAGGAGGACGACGACUAG
This is a messenger RNA of Peronospora matthiolae, 228 nucleotides long. Lineage: Eukaryota; Oomycota; Peronosporomycetes; Peronosporales; Peronosporaceae. The record is from the annotation of a GenBank genome assembly.